Lycium barbarum (goji berry) is the source of this 1901-nucleotide messenger RNA. RefSeq names its product zinc finger protein GAI-ASSOCIATED FACTOR 1-like. The transcript has 3 exons. Gene Ontology annotation, cellular component: nucleus. The record is from RefSeq and is a predicted model, not a curated record. Lineage: Eukaryota; Viridiplantae; Streptophyta; Magnoliopsida; Solanales; Solanaceae. The coding region runs from base 386 to 1717 and encodes 443 amino acids. Gene Ontology annotation, molecular function: DNA-binding transcription factor activity.
ACAAGAAGGCCAAAUUAAAUUACAAUUCCUUUGUUUCUAUCUUGUGACAGCAAGAACUCAACCCCACCCAAACUCUCUCUCCUCUGUUUCUAUAAUUACCAGAAAUCAGGGAGAAUUUUCUGGUUCUUGUCUUUGUCUUCUAAACAGCAAAUCCUAAGUUUUGUUAGUUUCUAAAACCUUAAGGUAUUAAAGCAAGGAGCCAAAGAACCAAAAAAAAAAAAAAAAUCCAAAGAGAUUAGCCUCAUUAAUUGAUCAAAUUACAGAAUUAAGCUGAACAAGCUUGAAAAGGGUCUUUUCUUGAAGACAAACAUAAAGGGUUCCUUCCAGAAAGAUCUCCUUUUUAGCCUUCUUAAGCAGCUUUCUUUCAUUAUUCACUCUUCCAAAAAUGUCAAACCUCUCUUCUGGGAAUAGUAGUGCAGGUACAGAAGAAGCAGAUGAAACUUCCAACAUGUUGUCUAGUACAAGUAAUGGAUCUAGUGUUCAUCAAGAACAAGCUCUUCCUAAUAAGAAGAGAAGGAAAUUACCUGGAAAUCCUGAUCCUAGUGCAGAAGUUAUUGCCUUAUCACCAAAAACCCUAAUGGCGACAAAUAGGUUCAUCUGUGAAGUGUGCAAUAAAGGCUUCCAAAGGGAACAAAACCUUCAAUUACACAGGAGAGGACAUAAUCUACCAUGGAAACUAAAACAGAAAACAAGCACUGAGAUAAAGAAACGAGUGUAUAUUUGCCCUGAACCUUCGUGUAUCCACCAUAAUCCUGCUCGUGCUCUUGGGGAUCUCACGGGGAUUAAGAAACAUUUUUCUCGUAAACAUGGAGAAAAGAAAUGGAAAUGUGACAAGUGCUCCAAAAAGUAUGCAGUGCAAUCUGACUGGAAAGCCCAUUCUAAAACUUGUGGCACAAAGGAGUACAAAUGUGACUGUGGUACCAUCUUCUCCAGGAAGGAUAGCUUUGUGACUCACAGAGCCUUUUGUGAUGCUCUAGCUGAAGAAAACAACAAAGUAAACCAAGUUUUAGCUUCAACCACACCACCUUCCACUGGCACUGGCAGCACCAAUAUUAACAAAUUAGUGCCUGCUGAACUCAUGUCCAGUACUUGCAUGUUGAGCUUACCAAAAAUCAGGAACUCAAACAUGAAAACUUUACCUCAAGAACUCAUUCAAACUCCUCCAAGACACUUAAACCCUGCAGGAAGCAUGUUUUCCUCUUCUUCUAGCUUUAAGCUAGGCACGAAUUCAUCGAAUAUGUCAUCAGCAACAGCAUUGUUACAACAAGCAGCUCAAAUGGGUGCAAAUGUGAGCAGUAGCAUGAACUCUCCGAUAAUGGUGCAAAAAGGGUGCCCUUCUCUGUUUAAUGGCAUGCAACUUCCAAUUCAAAGUAAUCAUGGAUUUGUUGGGUCUAUGUUACAACAAAAUGGUUCUCGCGGAAUUCUGAUUUCAGAACUAAUGGACUCGAAUAAUACAGGUGAUGAUCAUCAGAAAUCUUCAAGAAUGCUGAAUGAGGGGUUGCAUGGUUUAUUUAAUGAAAAACAGAGAUUACUGAAUAAGGAAGGCCAUAGUAAUGAUAGCUUGACUCAUGAUUUUCUUGGGAUAGGAGGCAUGACACAAAUGAAUUUACAUGAAAUGCAUCAGCAGCAGCAGCAGCAGCAAGAAAUGAGUACUUUUGAACAGCAAAAAAUUAGUCAGCAAAAUAUUCCAGGAGUAGACUCCAUGUGGGAUGAUUGAAAGAAUUACUGAAUUCGGAAGACGGAAAUCUUUUUAUAUGUAUGUAGAGGCGAAGCUAGAAUUUGAAGUUUAUGAAUUCGAUAUUUUAAGCUUUUUAGUUAUUGAAUUCUAAAUUAGUAAUAAUUUGUACAUAUUGAAUGAAUGAAUUUCUUAAGACAAAUACGUGAUUUGGACCAAAAUGAAA